Molecule: messenger RNA, 3030 nt
Organism: Saprolegnia parasitica CBS 223.65
Lineage: Eukaryota; Oomycota; Saprolegniomycetes; Saprolegniales; Saprolegniaceae
Exons: 5
Coding region: 1-3030 (1009 amino acids)
Biological process (GO): dephosphorylation
Molecular function (GO): phosphatase activity
Source: RefSeq, a predicted model, not a curated record
AUGGCAUCUUCCGCUGCUGCGUACGCUGCGGCCGACGAGGACGACCGGCCGUCGAGCUCCUUCGAUGGCAUGACCAUGGAGCGCCUCCUGCAGGCCGAGAAGAGCGUGCUCAAGGCCGGCCAGGCCACGCUGGAGGCAUGGAACAUGAUGACGAGCCAUGGCAAGCCCAAGGCUGAUGACGUGUACCCGCCGGCGCCAUCGUCGGGCCCGCUGUACACAACGCCGCCCGAGCACCUCACCGAGUCGAAACCCAUGGCACGUCACUCGAGCUACACGGCAAUGGCGACGCCCGCGAGCCUCAAUUUCGAGAUCCCGCGCUCGGAGGAGCCAUACGCGCGCGGGUCCUUCACGCUCGACUCGAUGGAAAGCCAGGAAGCAGCCGCGCCGAGCUCGUCGUCGUCAACAUCGUAUGCUUCCGGGCCGCGCAAGGCUUUGCCGACGCUCAACAUUUUUGGCCUCUCGCGCAGCGUGAGCGCCGGGACAAAGUCGGAAGAGACAAUCCAUACGUUCACGGUCAAGAAGGCCGACAACUUUCUCAUCGACAACCUUAGUAAGAAGUCGUCCGUGCGCAUCUCGAUCGACACGGAGAGCCGCAUGCUCGCCUUCCACGUGACCAACAAUGCCAACGAGAAGGAAGAGUUCUCGUGUGCUGCGAUUACGGCCAAAGAGAGCUCGAAGCUCGGGCUGCACCUCAACAUCCAGCAAGGACAGGCGGCGCCGAUCACGCGCAAGAUUGCCUUCUUCAGCUUGGACGACCGGCAGCGCUUCAUGGAAACCCUCGAGGUCGGCAAGAUCAAGUACAAGUCCGCUAAGAAGCUGGAUGCGUGCGCCGACGACGAUGACGAUGGCGAGACUGCGUGGGACUCGGGCCAAGGCGGGUCGUACUCGAUGCCCGACACGGAAACCGAGCUCGACAAGCUGCCUGGCGAAGAGAUCAACCAAAAGGUCCAGCGCGUGACCAACCUCGUCAUUAUUGCACAGAAGGAGCGCGCCGUCCAAGGCGAGCUCAUCAUGACCAACUUCCGCGCAGUCUUUUUCCCGUACGACCCGUCGCUCUUAACCAAGUACGAAGGCCUGAAGAUCGUCAUCGCGUGCAAGGAUCUACGCAAGAUCUGCCUCUCGAUGCACGACGCGGUGACGCGCAAGAUCAACUACAACGAGCAGCCGCAGCCGGUCCAAGGCCAUUUUAUCCAAAUGUUCAUGUCGAAACUGCGGCCGCCGCUCUCGGUCAGCAGCGUCUUUGCCUUUACGUACCACAGCGCCAAGCGGGGUGGCGUCGAGCUGCCGCGGGACGUGGACGGCUGGCUCGUCUACUCGCCCGUCGAAGAGUACAAGCGGCUCGGGUUUCUCGAGUCGCAAAACAGUAUGCCGUGGCGCCUCCUUAAGAACACGCGGUUCCUCUUUAGCCCGACGUAUCCGCAGCUCAUGGUCGUGCCCUUCAACCUCGACAAGGACCAGCUCGUGUCAAGCGUCAAGUUCCGAUCCCGCGGCCGCCUCCCGAUCGCGGUCUGGCGCCAUCCGGACAACAAGUGCGUGCUCUCGCGGUCGUCGCAGCCCAUGUACGGCCUCCAGAGCAAGCGCUGCGAGGCUGAUCGACAGCUCCUCAAGGCCUACCGCGACGCGGCGAAGAAGACGUCGGCGGGACUGGCGCCGCCUCUGCACAUUGUCGACGCGCGCAAGGUCAUUGCGACCCAAGGCAAUCGGCUCGUCGGGAAGGGCGUCGAGCAGUCGUCGCACUACGACAACGCGGUCGUCGAGUUUCUCGGAAUUGCCAACAUCCACAAGAUGCGCGACUCGAUCGAUGCGCUGCAGAGCCUCGUGCACCCGACCAUCACGGACGACGGCCACAAGGAAUUCCACAGCUCGCUCCACGAUACGCGCUGGCUCAAGCACAUUAUGAAGAUUCUCUCGGGCGGGUCGAGGAUCGCGCAGAUCUUGCACGAAGAGGGCGCGAGCGUCCUCGUGCAUUGCAGUGACGGGUGGGACCGCACGCCGCAGCUCUGCGGCAUUGCCGAGCUCAUUCUGGACCCGCACUACCGGACGAUCCGAGGCUUUGCGGCGCUGGUCGAAAAAGAGUGGUGCAGCUUUGGCCACAAGUUCCACGACCGCGUCGGCGUCGGCAAGGACGCGUCCGACCUCGCGAACGAGCGGUCGCCGGUCUUUCUGCAGUUUCUGGACGCAGUGUGGCAAAUGACGCGCCAGUUUCCGACCGCGUUCGAGUUCAACGAGCGCUUCCUCUUGCAUGUGGUCGACGCGAUCUUCUCCGGCCUCUUUGGCACGUUCUUGUACAAUACCGAGAAGGAGCGCGCCGACAACAUGAUGUGGCAGCGCACCGAGUCGGUGUGGACGUGCGUUCUCGAAGCGCCGGCCAAGUUCGCGAACCUCAACUACCAAGCCACGUCGCGCGUCUUGUACCCGCGGGCCAACCUGAAGCGCGUCGUGCUCUGGGAAGCCCUCUUCUUUCGCUGGGACCCCGAGAUGCACCCGGCGUACGUCGAGUCGCUCGACCCGCUCUCCAAGGCAAACCCGAAGCACCACCCGCGGCAUGGCGCGACGCACAACAGCGACCAUCUGCGCAUUGCCGAGAGCUUUACGUCGACCACGUCGACGCAGAUUACAGAUCUAAACGACAAUUCGGACGGGUCGUCGUUGAGCGACAACGACGACGACGACUACCGGCCGUCGACGCGCCGCGCGUCCAUGGCCCGCGGCAACAAGACGCCGUCGGUGUCCGUCUCGGACAAGAUUGCGGCGGCCGCGACGUCGGCAGCGCUGAGCCCGGACCGGGAGACCGUCACGAAUCUGCAGGCAACCCUCGCGCAGUACCCGCAGCAAGCGACCGAGCGUGCGCGACAGCGGUCCAAGGACUCGUCGCUGCGAGAGGCUCUCGAAAUGGUACCCGACAAGACGCGGAUCCGGUAUCUGGAGCAGCUGUUAAGCCAGAGCGUUGCGCGCGAGAUGCAGCUCGAGGCGCAGCUGGACACGCUCCAGACACAACUCAUUGACCAGACGACCGAUACGACGCCAUGA